Amoebophrya sp. A25 is the source of this 914-nucleotide messenger RNA. The record is from the annotation of a GenBank genome assembly. NCBI's taxonomy places the organism in Eukaryota, Dinophyceae, Syndiniales, Amoebophryaceae.
GUGUCGCAUUCUUCUCCAAAUCCAUGACGAGUUGCUACUCGAGGUCCGCGAAGAUGCACUCUCAUACGUUCUGCCGGCUGUUGUAGAUGCGAUGACGCAGCCUAGUGCUGAUAUUCAGCCUAUACUUAAGGUGAGUAUCUUCAUCUAUUCCUCUGCAUAGUUGUUAUUUAUAUAUCUUGAAUAGAAAUUGAAUUUGAAGUAAUUAACAGUAAUUCGUCAACGUGGUUUUAAUCGUACUAAUAUUUCUUCAUCAUGAUCUGAGGCAUGUUUGUCCUGUGACCGUCUGCUGAGAUCUUUCCCAAUUUCUCAAGAAUAGAAGCUAUCUUUUGGGAUACCAUUUGGGUGCAAGACCAGCAUUUAAUUACUUAUGAGUAAGUGCUGCUCAUGCUCUAGCUCUCCGAUAGUAGUUAGAUGCCGGAGCACAUUAAUGAUUUCCCAACCUGCUCUAUCUCUAACGCAUCGUUGAAAGUAAAGUGUCGCGUCGGAGCGGACUGGGGAAGUCUCGAGGAAGUCCAGGUGUAACAUCAUGCUAGGCGGGGCUACCUCUAGUAGAUGAAGAGAGGAAAAAAUGAUAAUGAAGCAGGCUCGGAGAAUGGAAUGCUGAUCCUGAUGCGGAAAAGAUUUCAUAGGGUCAAUUGUAUUUGUAGUACAAAGAUUUGUCGCUUAUUGUUUGUUCGUGCUAAUGAAUAAUCGCUAAUAAACUAACUUAGAAGCGACUUCAAGCCUCGUGCUGCACUUUUGGUAGAUAUUGAACGAAGUGCCGUGUUCUGCCCUGUGGUAUCUAUGUUACUGUGGAAAGACUAAAAAUGGAAUGGAUGUUUUGUUGUCGGUCGUGCUGUUGUGCUUGUGAUUUUUUGCUCUUGCAGUCUGGUAUCGAUUGCAAAAGGUCGCGCAAACCGACGACUGAGUUGGAG